This is a messenger RNA of Salvelinus namaycush (lake trout), 2421 nucleotides long. RefSeq names its product sodium/hydrogen exchanger 3-like. Bases 1 to 2406 code for a protein of 801 amino acids. Gene Ontology annotation, cellular component: apical plasma membrane; brush border membrane. Gene Ontology annotation, biological process: proton transmembrane transport; sodium ion transport; regulation of pH. The transcript is spliced from 16 exons. The record is from RefSeq and is a predicted model, not a curated record. NCBI's taxonomy places the organism in Eukaryota, Metazoa, Chordata, Actinopteri, Salmoniformes, Salmonidae. Gene Ontology annotation, molecular function: sodium:proton antiporter activity.
AUGGCAUGCAGAACUUGCCUCUGGCUGCUAGGGACAGCAUUUUUUACUUGCACAGUGCGCCUGGUUGUUGAGGGUACGGAGGUGGGAGCACCCCAGGGGUCGCACCCGGAGCCAGGGGUGGUGGGAUCAAAUCACAGCCAGGCUGGAGGGGGCCAUGGGUCCAGCAUCUCAGGGAUACAAAUCGUGACCUUUAAGUGGCACCAUGUGGAAGCCCCCUACCUCAUCGCCUUAUGGAUACUUGUGGCUGGGGUAUCCAAGAUGGUGGUUGAGCUGAACCACAGCCUGACCAGUGUGAUCCCGGAGAGCGCCCUCCUCAUCCUCAUCGGUUGGAUCCUGGGCGGCAUCAUCUACGGGGCAGGCAAGAUGCAGACCUUCACCCUGACACCCACCGUCUUCUUCUUCUACCUGCUGCCCCAAGUCAUCCUGGACGCGGGCUACUUCAUGCCCAACAAGCUGUUCUUCAGCAACAUGGGCGCCAUCCUGGUUUACGCUGUGAUUGGCACCUGCUGGAACGCUGCCACUGUGGGUCUCGGCCUCUGGGGGUGCUGGUUGGGCGGGGCCAUGGGUGAUAUCGACAUUGGUCUCCUUCAGUUCCUGUUGUUUGGGAGUCUAAUUGCUGCUGUGGACCCCGUGGCUGUAAUUGCCGUGUUUGAGGAGGUCCAUGUCAACGAGGUCCUGUUCAUCAUGGUGUUUGGGGAGUCCCUCCUCAACGAUGGUGUCACAGUGGUGUUGUUCAAUGUGUUUGAUGCAUUCGUGUCGCUGGGAGGGGCAGAAAUCGAUGCUGUAGAGAUCAUUAAAGGCAUAAUCUCGUUCUUCGUGGUGGCAUUCGGAGGCUCUCUGGUUGGUAUUAUCUUUGCUCUGCUGAUCUCGCUCCUGACCAGAUGCACAAAGAACAUCCAGAUCAUCGAGCCAGGCUUCAUCUUCAUCCUGGGCUACCUCUCCUACCUGACAGCUGAGAUGCUCUCGCUAUCCGCUAUCCUGUCGAUCGUGUUUUGUGGCAUCUGCUGUCAGAAGUAUAUCAAUGCCAACAUGGAUGAAUGUUCGGUCACCACAGUACGAUACGUCAUGAAGGUGUUCGCCAAUGGCUCAGAGACCAUCAUCUUUGUCUUCCUCGGCAUCUCGGCCAUAGAUCCAGCUAUAUGGGUGUGGAACACAGGCUUCAUCCUCCUCACACUGCUCUUCAUCUUUGUGUUCAGGUUCAUAGGGGUCUUUCUCCUUACCUGGAUUCUGAACAAGUACCGACUGGUUCCCUUAGAGUUCAUUGAUCAGGUGGUGAUGAGCUACGGUGGCCUACGAGGGGCAGUUGCCUAUGGCCUUGUGGCCAUGCUGGAUGAGAAUAAGUUCAAAGAGAAGAAUUUGAUGGUCAGCACCACCCUCAUAGUGGUGUACUUCACUGUCAUGCUGCAGGGAAUAACCAUGAAACCACUGGUCACCUGGCUGAAAGUGAAGAGAGCAGCCGUGACAGAACUCACACUAGCUGAAAAAAUACAGAAUAGGACCUUUGACCACAUGCUUGUCGCCAUAGAGGACAUUUCUGGACAAAUAGGACAUAACUACAUGAGAGACAAGUGGCAUAACUUUGAGGAGAGGUGGUUGUGCUGGCUCUUGAUGAAGCCCUCUGCCAGGAAAUCUCGUGACUACAUAUUCAACAUCUUCCACCAGCUCAACCUCAAGGAUGCCAUGAGCUAUGUAAAGGAGGGAGAACGCAGAGGCUCAUUGGCGUUCGUUCGGAAUGAAACCAAGGCCGAUGUGGAUUUCAAUAAGAAGUUUCGUGCCAGUUUCUCUGAGAUUAUGCCUGACAUCAUGGCAGAUAAUAUGGGACCGGAUCAUGUUCCACUCUCCUCUAUCUUACAGGACAUUGUGCCCUCUGUCUGCCUGGACAUGCAUGAGCAGGACCUGGAAAUGAGGGAGUCAGAGGACUUUAAUGCACACCAUCUACUGCAGCAGCACUUGUACAGAGGCAGGAAACAGCACAGACACAGGUACAGUCGGAGCCACCUCGAAACCAACAAGGAUGAGAAUGAGGUGCAAGAGAUCUUCCAGAGAACAAUGAGAAGCCGUCUAGAGUCAUUCAAGUCAGCCAAAAUGGGUGUCGCCCCUGCCAAGAAGAUCCAAACCAAGCAUCAAAAGAAAGAUAAACCACAAAAGAUGCCAAAUGGAAACUCCACGGAUAAAAGUAAAAACCAUCCUUAUGGGGAUAAAGAUUUGGAGUUUUCUGAAGGAGACUGUGGCUCUGGUGGCGAGGCUGCUGGCGAUUUAUUCCCCAUGAGGGCCUAUGGAGUAGAAGCUGGAAUAGUGAACCCAGCCUUCAUGGCAGAGAUGGACCCCAUGGACAACAUGCAACAGAUGCAGCAGAUCCCACAUGUAGCACUUCUUCCACAAACCUUGAACUCCUUUGACCCCUAACCCUGGGUCCAGGUC